CCAUCUCACUCCCCCGUUACAUCUUUAACCCUAAGGGUCUACUUUCUAGUCUUAGCUCCCGUUCUCAUCCCGAGGAUUCCCAUCUUCAGCCUCGAAGCCUUAUUCUCAGAUCCUAACACUCACCUAGAGAUCUCACCCUACCUGACCCUUACAACACACCCUCCCAUUGUGUGACCCAGCACCGUCCUCUCCCCUCACCGUAUAACCAACCCCUUCUCCGGCUCAGUCUGAGCCCAGGCCCUGGGCCCCCGACUGAAGACAUGGAGUUUGUGUCUGGAUAUCGAGAUGAGUUCCUUGACUUCACUGCCCUCCUCUUUGGCUGGUUCCGAAAGUUCGUGGCAGAGCGAGGGGCUGUGGAGACCAGCCUCGUGGGCCACUGGCGACAGUUGGAGGCGCAGAUCCGAAGGCUGCCCCAGGACCCUGCCCUUUGGGUGCUCCACGUCUUGCCCAACCGUAGUGUGGGCAUCAGCUUGGGGCAAGGGGCAGAGCCAGGCCCUGGACCAGGCCUGGGGGCGGGCUGGCUGCUGGGAGAUCAGCCCCCACUCCACCUCCGAGACCUGAGCCCCUAUGUCAGCUUUGUCAGUUUGGAGGAAGGCGAGGAAGGGGAGGAGGAAGAAGAGGAGGAGGAAGAGGAAGAAAAUGGAGAGGAAGAGGGUGCAGGCACCGAGAAGGUAGAGCCAGAGGAGGAUGGGGAGCCAGUCCAUACAAGCAGGGAGUCCCCCCAGGAAGCAAAUCUUCCAGGGCAGCCAGAGGAGGCUGAGCAGAAGGAAGGAGGUGGCGAGAAUGGCUAUCACGAGGAGCGGGCAGAAGACGAAGCUGGGUCCAAGAGGAGGAAGGGGCGAAGAAGUGAGGCUGCCCCCCUGCACCUUGCCUGCCUCUUACUGGUGACGGAUGAACAUGGCACCAUCUUGGGCAUUGACCUGCUAAUGGGUGGAGCCCAGAGGAGUGCGGGCAAGGGCUCCUGGACAGAGAACCUGGCUCCCCGGGCCUAUGCUCUCCUCUGCCACAGCAUGGCCUGCCCCAUGGGCUCCGGAGACCCCCGGAAGCCCCGGCAGCUUACCGUGGGAGACGCCCAGCUGCACCGGGACCUGGAGAUGCUGGUCCCCAGGCUGGGCGUGAAGUUAGCCAAGACCCCGAUGCGGACGUGGGGUCCCCAGCCAGGCUUCACCUUCGCUUCCCUGCGGGCUCGAACCUGCCAUGUCUGUCACAAGCACAGCUUUGAAGUGAAGCUGACGCCCUGCCCCCAGUGCAGUGCUGUCUUGUACUGUGGCGAGGCCUGCCUCCGGGCCGACUGGCGGCGAUGCCCAGAUGAUGUGAGCCACAGGUUUUGGUGCCCAAGGCUUGCAGCCUUCAUGGAGCGCACAGGGGAACUGGCGACUCUGCCGUUCACUUACACUGCAGAGGUGACCAGCGAAACCUUCAACAAGGAGGCCUUCCUGGCCUCGCGAGGCCUCACUCGUGGCUACUGGACCCAGAUCAGCAUGCUGAUCCCAGGCCGAGGCACCCCCAGGCACCCCCGGGGCAGCACACCGUCCCCCAGUCUUCUUCUCCAUGGAGACCCCUACCAGCUUCUUCAGGGGGACGGGCCUGUCCUGAUGCCUCCUGUGCCCGCAGAUCCGCCCAGGGGCCUCUUUGGCUCGUGGCGGGAUUACUACACAUGGCGGGGCCUCAGCUUGGACUCCCCCAUGGCGGUGCUCCUCACCUACCCGCUGACUGUGUACUACGUCAUCACCCACCUGGUGCCCCAGUCCUCUUCUCACACAGUCCCCGAGCUCAACAUCCAGAACAAACAGUCCCUGAAGAUCCACGUGGUGGAGGCCGGGAAGGAGUUUGACCUUGUCAUGGUGUUCUGGGAGCUCUUGGUCUUGCUCCCCCACGUGGCCCUGGAACUACAGUUUGUGGGCGACGGCCUGCCCCCUGAGAGUGACCAGCAGCAUUUCACCCUGCAGAGGGAUGGCCCUGAAGUCUCUGUCCGUCCUGGUUCCGGGGUGUCAGCUCGGCUCAGCUCGGGGACUAAGGAGAAGGGGGGCCGGAGGGACCUGCAGAUCAAAGUGUCUGCUCGGCCCUACCACCUGCUCCAGGGGCCCAAGCCCGACCUGGUGAUCGGAUUUAACUCCGGCUUUGGCCUCAAAGACACUUGGCUGAGCUCGCUGCCCCGCUUACAGGUGGGCACAGGGGCAAACGGGGACUUCCCUCACCUCCUGCCCAGUCCCUGCUCCCUCCCCGACGACGACGUCUGCUUCUCCAGCAUCCGCUCCGCUGCCCUGGGGGCUGCCUCUGGCCCCUCCCUGUGUCCGCCCCGCACCGCUCCUCCAUCCCCGCCUUUCUGGGUCCUCAGGGUGCUACCCAGUGCGCUACCCUUGCUGCUGGGGAGGUCCUGGGGGCAGGAGCCUCCCUGCAAGUCUGAGGCCCGGCUCCCACCCACCCCAGUCCCUCCGAGUGCCCGCCUUCUUCACGGAGAGCAGCGAGUACGGCUGUGUGAUGGACGAGCAGACCAUGGCCGUGGCCGCCGGCGGGGGCACCAGCCCCCCGCAGCCCAACCCCUUCCGCUCCCCGUUUCGUCUCCGAGCGGCCGACAACUGCAUGCCCUGGUACUGCAACGCCUUCAUCUUCCACCUGAUCUACAAGCCCUCGCAGGGCAGCGGGGCCCGCGGGGCGCCGGGGCCCGGACCCCCAGCCCCGACCCCCGCCGCGCCCGCCGCCCCCGCCCGGAGGCGCCGCGGGGAGAAGAAGCCGGGGCGCGGGCCCCGCCGGCGGAGGUGAGGGCGGGAGGUAGCGGUCCGCGCCUCCCUCCCCCUCCACAGGCCUCCGAAAGGGACAUAAAACCCGUGAGGCCCAGGGGCAGGCCGCGUGGCCGGGCGCGGAAAAGGUAAAUAAAAUUGCUUGUU
Molecule: messenger RNA, 2888 nt
Organism: Pipistrellus kuhlii (Kuhl's pipistrelle)
Lineage: Eukaryota; Metazoa; Chordata; Mammalia; Chiroptera; Vespertilionidae
Gene: ZMYND15
Product: zinc finger MYND-type containing 15
Exons: 12
Coding region: 261-2873 (870 amino acids)
Biological process (GO): spermatid development; negative regulation of DNA-templated transcription
Molecular function (GO): histone deacetylase binding
Source: RefSeq, a predicted model, not a curated record